CUGUCCAAGGCUCAACUGAUGGAGGGUAUCUCUGUGAUUUACAUACCAUACCAUGGAGAUCCUACAGCCAAGGACAUCAGUCAAGCAAUAAAGACCAGCAUCAAGCAGCACCCUGCCUUCACUGGCUUCAUAUACACAGACCCCAGGGGUGGCCACGUCCUCCCCCAGACCACUGACUGGCUGUCUGCUGGUGCUGUGCCCCAGCGUUACCUCAUCACUCUGGGCUUUAGGAGGAGAGAGGAUGGCAUCUUCCUCAAGAAGAUGUACUCAAGGAUCUGGCCCUCUCUUCCAGAUUCAGGAGGAAAAGGAGCAGUGCUCAGUCCCAAACAGCAACAGAAGGAAGAGGUGGAAACUCAGAAGAUACGUGACAUGUACGAGAAGAUCCUGCCCAUCCUGGAUCUGAUGCAAACCACCCAGAUUAAUGCAGGUGUGUGUGUGGGCUCCGGUCUGAUUGAGUGGCUUCAGUAUGGCAGCCUGCUGCUUAAAUUGGGCUACCACAGAGAGCACAGCACCAUCCUGCACUGCUGCCAGGCUCAGCUCACCACCGCUCCCUACCUGCCACAGAUCAGCACACAGCAAGAAAACACACCGCUGCUGCAGGCUCUACUGACAGACAUCAUGGAUGAACUGGGAAGACGGAGGACUAGCACUGAACGUGUCUGGAAUAAAAUGCUCAAGGUUGGUUGGCUGGAGGAUCGAAUUCACUUAGUGGAGAAAAAAUACCUCGACAUAAAAGCUAGGAGGCAUCAGUGCAGACAGAUGACUAAGGACAAGGCCAAAGUAAAGAAGAGAUCCAACAUCUCCAGGGAAUUAUUUCCAACCCCUUCUGCUGAACACACUGUAGCUAAGCAAAUCUCACCUUCAGCUGAAAACCUGCUGGUGCCAAGACACCCUGAUCAGCACAACAUGAAGCAGCCAAUAAGAGCUGCUUAUCUUGAGGGAAAAUUCCUCUAGCUAUGUCAUUGAAAGUAAUACAUUUGAUCAGAAUCGGCAAAUAAAAAGCUCACCAGCAGUGUCUUAACUUACGGGACUGUAUAAAGU
This is a messenger RNA of Seriola aureovittata, 1041 nucleotides long. RefSeq names its product spermatogenesis-associated protein 16-like. Lineage: Eukaryota; Metazoa; Chordata; Actinopteri; Carangiformes; Carangidae. Bases 19 to 954 code for a protein of 311 amino acids. The record is from RefSeq and is a predicted model, not a curated record. Gene Ontology annotation, biological process: spermatogenesis. The transcript has 7 exons. Gene Ontology annotation, cellular component: Golgi apparatus.